UUUUGUUCCGUCUGCCUGUAGCCAGCAACCCCGAGACGCGAAUAAGACGGGACAUAGGGCUGCCGAGAGAGACCGUGACUCGACAGUAUAGCUUCAAUACUUUCACACAGCAUCGGUCCAUAGGCGGUGGACGUUGAGCUUUUGAACUUCUGUUUUCAGACUCGCCAAGAAAUUCAUUUCCUCGUUGUUAUCGACAAAGUUUGAUACACACGAGGAGCGGUUUGCUGACACUGAGGGUGGACAGAGAAGGAUUAUUGAUGUCCAGCUCGCCGCUGUCCAGGAAGCGUCGCUUGUCAGGAUCAGAGACGAAGACGGGAUCCCACUGUUCCUCCUCCAAAUCUGUCAGAACUGAACUGUCCUACACACCCGCUAACGGCAUGGCUAAGAAUGGCAGUGACGCUGAGAUCGAUGAAGGCCUCUACUCCAGACAGCUGUACGUGCUGGGCCACGAGGCCAUGAAGCGCAUGCAGACCUCCAACGUCCUGAUCUCCGGAAUGCGCGGCCUCGGCGUCGAGAUCGCCAAGAAUGUCAUCCUGGCCGGGGUCAAGAGCGUCACCCUGCACGACCAGGGCGUGGCCGAGUGGCGCGACCUCUCCUCACAGUUCUACCUGCGUGAGGAGGAUCUGGGCAAGAACCGUGCCGAUGUCAGUCAGAGCCGGCUGGCCGAGCUCAACAGCUACGUCCCCGUGGCCUCCUACACCGGGGCCCUCACCAACGACUAUCUCACCCAGUUCCAGGUGGUGGUGCUGACCAACUCCAGCCUGGAGGAGCAGCAGCGGGUGGGAGACUUCUGCCACAGCAAGAGCAUCAAGCUGAUCAUCGCAGACACACGCGGCCUCUUUGGGCAGCUGUUCUGUGACUUUGGUGACGACAUGAUGGUGUUUGACCCCAACGGUGAGGAGCCGCUCAGCGCCAUGAUCUCCAUGAUCACCAAGGACUCUGCUGGAGUGGUGACUUGUCUGGAUGAGGCCCGUCAUGGGUUCGAGAGUGGCGAUUAUGUGACCUUCACAGAAGUUCAGGGCAUGACAGAACUCAACGGUUGCCAGCCGGUAGAAAUCAAAGCCCUUGGGCCCUACACAUUCAGCAUCUGCGACACAACCUCCUUCACUGACUACGUGAGGGGAGGCAUCGUCAGCCAGGUCAAGAUGCCCAAGAAGAUUUCCUUUAAAUCGCUGUCGUCCUCCGUGGCCGAGCCAGAGUUCAUGCUGACCGACUUCGCCAAGUUUGACCGUCCUGGGCAGCUGCACGUGGGCUUCCAGGCUCUGCACGCCUUCGAGAAGAAGCACAGCCGGCCACCCAAGCCCUGGAACCAGGCGGAUGCGGAUGAGCUUGUGGCGCUGGCCGGGGAGGUGAACGGAGCCCAGAGCGACGCUGCCAAGCAGGAGCAGCUGGACGAGGGCCUGCUGAAGAAGCUCAGCUCCGUCGCCGCCGGAGACCUGGCGCCCGUCAACGCCUUCAUCGGCGGCCUGGCUGCACAGGAGGUCAUGAAGGCCUGCACGGGGAAGUUCAUGCCCAUCAUGCAGUGGCUGUACUUUGAUGCCCUGGAGUGCCUGCCUGAAGAGGACGGAGUCAUGCCUACAGAGGAGGAGGCCGCACCUAGGAACUCUCGGUAUGAUGGCCAGGUUGCUGUGUUUGGGACUAAACUUCAGGAGUUGCUGGCCAAGCAGCGCUACUUCCUGGUGGGUGCUGGAGCCAUUGGCUGUGAGCUGCUGAAGAACUUUGCCAUGAUGGGGCUGGCCGGCGGAGAGGGAGAGAUCAUCGUCACCGACAUGGACACCAUCGAGAAGUCCAACCUCAACCGACAGUUCCUCUUCAGGCCCUGGGACGUCACGAAGAUGAAGAGUGAGACAGCGGCGGCCGCCGUCAAGCAGAUGAACCCGGCGGUCCGCAUCACUGGCCACCAGAACCGGGUCGGACCCGACACAGAGAGGGUGUAUGAUGACGACUUCUUCGAGAGCCUGAACGGUGUCGCCAACGCCUUGGACAACGUGGAUGCCCGUAUGUACAUGGACCGCAGGUGUGUGUACUACCGCAAGCCCCUGCUGGAGUCUGGCACUCUGGGCACCAAGGGCAACGUGCAGGUGGUCAUCCCCUUCGUCACCGAGUCCUACAGCUCCAGCCAGGACCCGCCGGAGAAGUCCAUCCCCAUCUGCACACUCAAGAACUUCCCCAACGCCAUCGAACACACGCUGCAGUGGGCCCGUGACGAGUUUGAGGGACUCUUCAAGCAGCCUGCUGAGAACGCCUUGCAGUAUCUGACAGACCCCAAGUUCAUGGAGCGCACCCUGAAGCUGCCCGGUGCCCAGCCCCUGGAGGUCCUGGAAGCCGUCUACAAGUGCCUGGUGACCGACCGGCCGCACAGCUGGGACGAGUGCGUCACCUGGGCACGCCACCACUGGCAGUGCCAGUACAGCAACAACAUCCGGCAGCUGCUGCACAACUUCCCACCUGACCAGCUCACCAGCUCAGGUGCCCCAUUCUGGUCCGGUCCAAAGAGGUGUCCUCACCCCCUAGAAUUCGACACCAACAACGAGCUGCACAUGGACUACGUGAUGGCUGGGGCCAACCUGCUAGCCCACUCCUACGGCCUGCCCGGCUCCAGGGACCGCGACAACGUAGUCCGUAUCAUGCAGGAUCUCAAAGUGCCCACAUUCACACCCAAGUCCGGGGUCAAAAUCCACGUCUCCGACCAGGAGCUCCAGAACUCCAACGCCUCAGUGGAUGACUCCAGGUUAGAGGAGCUGAAGACCCUGCUGCCUGCCUCCGAGUCUGCAUCUCAAUUCAAACUCCUUCCCAUUGACUUUGAGAAGGACGAUGACAGCAACUUCCACAUGGACUUCAUCGUGGCAGCAUCCAACCUGAGGGCCGAGAACUAUGACAUUCCUCCUGCUGACAGACACAAGAGCAAGCUCAUUGCUGGGAAGAUCAUUCCGGCCAUCGCCACGACGACGGCUGCCGUGGUGGGCCUGGUGUGCCUGGAGCUGCUGAAGGUGGUGCAGCAGCACAAGAAGCUGGAGUCCUACAAGAACGGCUUCAUGAACCUCGCCCUGCCCUUCUUCGCCUUCUCAGAGCCCAUCGCCGCACCCAAACACAAGUACUAUGAGAUUGACUGGACGCUGUGGGACCGCUUUGAGGUGAAGGGACUGCAGCCAAGUGGGGAGGAGAUGACCCUGCGAGAGUUCCUCGACUACUUUAAGAAUGAACACAAGCUGGAGAUCACCAUGCUAUCGCAGGGCGUGUCUAUGCUCUACUCAUUCUUCAUGCCUGCUGCCAAACUCAAAGAGAGGCUGGACCUUCCCAUGACGGAGAUCGUGACCAAGGUGUCCAAGAAGAAGCUGGGCAAGCACGUGAAGGCGCUGGUGUUCGAGCUGUGCUGCAACGACGAGACGGACGAGGACGUGGAGGUGCCCUAUGUCAGAUACACCAUUCGCUGAGCAGCCCCGCCCUGCCCCGCCCCACCCCACAAGGCCCACGCCCACACUGGAGAUCAGGGAGGAGGGAGGGGAGGGCUGCGGGGGAAGAGGGGGCUACAGUGGAACUCACGUGGGGUUGGUGGGGGUAGGGGGAGAUUUCACUAAAGCAAUGAGAACCAAUCAGAAAGCAUGGAAUUACAACUGGACGAGCCCCCUAAAAAAAAAAAAAAAAACAUGCACUGGGUGGGAUGGGGAGGCGGGAAC
Engraulis encrasicolus (European anchovy) is the source of this 3677-nucleotide messenger RNA. It is a transcript of the gene uba1, whose product is annotated as ubiquitin-like modifier activating enzyme 1. The transcript has 26 exons. Gene Ontology annotation, biological process: protein ubiquitination; ubiquitin-dependent protein catabolic process; DNA damage response. Gene Ontology annotation, molecular function: ubiquitin activating enzyme activity. The record is from RefSeq and is a predicted model, not a curated record. Gene Ontology annotation, cellular component: cytoplasm; nucleus. The coding region runs from base 258 to 3434 and encodes 1058 amino acids. NCBI's taxonomy places the organism in Eukaryota, Metazoa, Chordata, Actinopteri, Clupeiformes, Engraulidae.